UUUAAAUUAUUUCUAGCUAGAAUUGAUUUCAUGAAAUAGAAAGAGCUUUUAUUCGUACAAAGUGCUUAGCGUGGGGAGAGAGGAAGGAAAAUGAAUCUCCGCGAGCAAGCGGAGGUCAAUUCUAUGACCUAGAAUCACAGGGGCUUUAAAGGAUCUUUCAGAGGUCCGACAGGCCCCUUGCGUAGGACUUGGGAAAUAAAGGCAGGAUGGGGCGUGGCAAGGGCGUCAUGGAAGGCUUUAACAGAAUGGUCCCGUAGGUUUAGCCACACCCCCAAAGAAGGCCGAGGCUCCUGAUUUUGCCACCCCACCCCAGGAUCUCCGAGUGGUUCUAAGGGAUCAAGGACCGGCAGUCUUUUCCCACACCCCAAACCCGGCAUUCUCUUGUUCCGAGUCAGCCUCCGCUUUCCCUAAGCCCUUCCCGAGAGCAUCUUGGCACCCGAAGCUCCUUCGCAGAGUUCCAGUCUUCCGGACGAAAGGUUUGAAGCAUGUCAGAGUUUUGGUUAGUUUCUAUCCCUGGAAACAAGGAAGAUUUGGAGAUCCUGGAGCAGGUGCUCAAUUUCACCUCCAAGUCGAACCUGUCCCUCAAUACCAACUUCGAGAUUCCCGAUUUCAAGGUGGGGACUUUAGAUUCUCUUAUUAGCCUUUCAGACGAAUUGGGGAGACUCGAUCCCUUUGCCGAAAGCCUAAUGAAGAAAAUGACUCAGUGUGUUGUAGAAGUGACGGAAGCCAAGAAAGGUGAAGUACAGGAGUACCUCUUGGCCCAUGGAGUCACCUUAGCUUCCUUCGUGACUCACUUUGAAUGGGAUUUGAUCAAAUAUCCGGCUAAGCAGCCGUUGGGGGAGAUAGCGGAAGAGUUAAGGAAGCAGCUGACCCAAGUGGAGACAGAUCUGAAAACCAGAAUCUCGGCCUACAAGAAACUGAAAAGAAACCUAGAGACUAUGGAAAAAAAACUGUUGGGGGGCCUCUUCACUCGGUCACUGUCAGAUAUCGUGAGCAAAGAGGAUUUCGUAUUGGAUUCUAAAUACCUCGUCACCCUUCUGGUCAUCGUUCCCAAGAUGAGUUAUCCUCUGUGGCAGAAAACGUACGAAUCCCUCUCAGACAUGGUGGUCCCUCGAUCGACCAAGCUGAUCGCCGAAGACAACGAGAGCGGCCUCUUUACCGUCACCAUGUUCCAGAAAGUGAUCGAGGAUUUCAAAGUCAAGGCCACAGCCAACAAGUUCAAGGUUCGAGACUUUUUUUAUGAUGAAAAAGAAAUCGAAAGCGAAAGGGAAGAAAUGACCAAGUUGCUUUCGGCCAAGAAACAACAAGAUAGCUCCCGAAGGGUUCAGAAAAAGCAAUCCUUUUCCCUCCUAGACCUUUUUGUGAAGGCCGUCACUUUGGUUAUUCCCCGGAGGUAUCAGAAACAACCGAAAGAAAAAGCUGAAGAGACAGAGAGGGAGGCUGAGGGUGAAGGCUACUGGGAAAAUCCAUAUUUGCAAUGGCUCAAGGCGAGCUUUGGUGAAGUAUUUAUCAUCUGGCUUCACAUAAAGACCUUAAGAGUGUUUUCUGAAUCCGUAUUAAGAUAUGGCCUACCAGUGAAUUUUAAGGCAGUACUGCUACAGCCCCAGAAGAAAUCUCCCAAACGUCUCCGGGAAACUCUCAACUCGUCUUUCAAGCAUCUGGAUGAAAUGGCAGCCAGUAUAAUGGAUACCUCUCUAGAUAUCCCUGGGUUACAACUCAGCAACCAGGAUUACUUUCCUUAUGUCUAUUACAACAUUGGCCUUAGAUUUCUUGACUAACUUUUCCCCAUAAAUCAGGCAAUUCUUAACUCUCUCUGA
This is a messenger RNA of Antechinus flavipes (yellow-footed antechinus), 1817 nucleotides long. RefSeq names its product V-type proton ATPase subunit C 2-like. The record is from RefSeq and is a predicted model, not a curated record. Gene Ontology annotation, cellular component: lysosomal membrane; vacuolar proton-transporting V-type ATPase, V1 domain. Gene Ontology annotation, molecular function: proton-transporting ATPase activity, rotational mechanism. The coding region runs from base 486 to 1778 and encodes 430 amino acids. The transcript has a single exon. NCBI's taxonomy places the organism in Eukaryota, Metazoa, Chordata, Mammalia, Dasyuromorphia, Dasyuridae. Gene Ontology annotation, biological process: proton transmembrane transport.